AUACAUCUAAAAUAGAUAAAUAAAUAUCAAUCCGUAGGCCUUAAAAUGUAUCUCAGAAAAUAUCUUAUGGUUAUCUGUAAAUAUUGGACAUUAUCGAUAACAUUCGUAAAAGUGCAUCUUUAUGAUAAAAAGGAGUGAGUGUUUUUAUACAGUGACUUAAAUACAUAAUAACAGCAGUCUGGAUGAUUAUAAAAAUAAUGAAAAAUAUACAUACACUGUAUGUCUAUUAAAGUUUCUGGAGUGGACACAUUUCAUCUAUCGCCAAGGUGAUUGAUACUGGCAGUAUUAUCGACGACUACUUCAUAGAAAUGUCCAAGACGCACGGGCUGGUAUUUCGUUUAAAUUUGUGGAACCAGGUUUUGGUUGUUGUUUUGGAUCCAGAAUGCAUUAAGGACGUUCUGGUUACUGGAAACCAUCCGAAAUCCAAACGUUUGUACUCCCGAAUAACCAGCGUUUUUGGUACAAGAUUUUUAGGCCAGGGACUUGAAUCACAGAUUGACAAUAAACUCUGGAUAAUACAACGAAUGCACCUUGAUCAAUGGUUCAAACCACACUAUAUUCGACAGUUUGCUUCUGAGUUCAAUGAGUUUGGAGAUAGUUUCAUAGAGCAGCUAGAAACGCGAGCGGACGGUAAGACAGAAACACAUAUGUUACAUUCGUUCAACAAACUGACGAUGCAUCUGUUGUACAAGGUGGCAUUUAAUGUCGAUAUGGGGCCAUUGAGCGGAGAAAACCAUCCUUUUGUCACAAAAAUGAAGACGGCGCUAGGAGGAUUUACAGCGAUGUUACAAAAUCCUUUUAUAACUGUAAACCCGUUUAAAUGGGGAUUUCGUCGUUAUGUCCGAGAAGCUAUUAACUUUAUCAGGGAAAGCGCAAAACAACAGAUUAUCGAUAGGAAACUGGCGAAAAGUAGAGGCGACUAUAUUCCCCACGACCUCUUGGAAUAUCUUAUUGAAUUAAAGGAGAAGUACCCAUCGAUAAUAACAGACGAAAUAUUAUUGGACAAUUUCUUGACAUUCCUUUUGGCAGGUCAGGAAACGGCCGCCAACUCUAUGAGUUUCAUGUGUUUUCUGCUCGGACAGAAUCCAGAAUGUUACAAAAAGCUACAAAGGGAAGUUGAUGAAAAUGUUGGCGCCGUGUCAGUGAUCACCCUAAAUGAGCUUGAGCAUCUACCUUACCUAGAUAUGGUGAUGAAAGAGACGCUCCGGCUUUACCCAGUGGCGAAGACAACAUAUCGAGAGACAGAAAAGAACUACAAUCUCGGCGGUCACCAGCUUCCAGCGGGAACUGACAUGAUUGUUAGUUUCUAUGCUACGUCCAGGGCAGAACAAAAUUUCACAGAAGCUACAAAGUUUAUGCCGGAACGAUUUCGAAUUGACAGCACAGAAAGAUUUAGCCAAUAUGCCUUUACGCCGUUUUCAGCUGGCCCGCAUACAUGUAUUGGGAAAAAGUUUGCAGAGAUACAAAUAAAAAUCACAAUUGCCAAGAUUAUGCAGAAUUUUGACUUUGAGCUGGUUCCCGGACAAAGUGGUGAACUUGGGGACAACACAACCAUACAACUGAAGAGUGGGGCCAAGUGUCUCUUUCGGAAAAGGAAAAUAGAAUCGGACUAAUACGCAACAAUUUGAAACAACGUUAAAAACGAAAAUAUCGGAUGUGUAUGUGUAGAUUAAAUACGAGACACCUCUUGUAUUGUCACCUUUCGGAAGUUUUAUCAUUAGAUAGCAUAUGACAUCAUAUAGAAAACAACUUGAAACGAAGCUGAUUUAUCAAACACAUGACAUGCACUGAUGUAUGGUACAUGUAUUUAGUAGAUCAGAAUCAGAACUUCUUGUUUGGAACAGUCUUCGAAGUUAUCGAAUAGCUACCUGACAUUGAAUUAUGUUGUAAAGUAAAAAUAUGAAUUUAUUUUGUAUUACGGAAAUAACGGCUUUAUUAAGGUAGUAUUAUGAACACAAUGUGUACACCUGUUAACAAUCAUGUCUUAGUUUUAAGCUAUUUACUCCCAAUUAAUACGCUUUUCCUAUUUACUCAGACACGACACAACACGAAUAUCUUUUUUGAAAAUAGAAGAGAAAUUUGAUGAGUAGAUUUUGAAAAUGGCAAAAAGGCAUGGAGUUUCAAAUUUUAAUGAAAUAUCCGUAGUUGCUUUUGUAUAUAUCAAUACUGUAUACGAUUAUUUUAUGACACAUAAAUAAAGCAUAUUGUAUAAGCAUGCGUUUCUUAAUUUAAUUGUUUGUUCGUAAAAUGAAUGGUUUUAGUUUCAUGACAGGGGUACCAUGCGAGGCAGAACUGGAUCAGCAUUUGCAUCUAGAAAAUGCUUUAUUUUGAUAAAAAAAACGAUUCUGGAUUACUUAUUUCACCACAAAGGACAUAUUACUUUUGCUUAGUAAAAUGUGGGUUUAAAAUACGUUAUAUAGAAUGUAAAUCUCUUACUCUUGAUUACAAAUGUUUAACCAUCAAAAUUUGCCUACCUUUAUUAUAGUAUUUUUGAGCUUUCCUAACAAACGUAUAUACUACGUAUAUUAAUCAUACGAUCCAGCUGGCUUUUGAUAUUGUUCAAUCGAUCGCCGGUAUAAACUAAAUACCAACAUAUAACAUUUGCCAUUUAGGCCCUUAAUGUUGAUAUAUUCCCCGUUCCAGGGUAAACCUUUCUCUCCUGUUUUAAUACUGUUUGCAGAAAGCGUUUUAUAUGUGGGUGCUAAUGUUAUCGGUUCUUGCGUUCCCAUGCAUUUGCCAUAAAAUGGAUGAGAUAACUGCUAUUGAUUGCAGACGAUGUUUCUAUAUCAGUGAAGACAAGUGUGCCCUUGCAAUAUUUUUAUUACUAGGAAUAACUGUCAAGUAUAAUAUAACAGGCAUUUCUUAACUCCAAAAUAUUGUAUUAUGUCAUUGACCAAUUGAAUAUCCAGCUUUAAAUUACUGUUUUCCUUACUGUGUUAAAUAUGAUGACAUGCACUAUUUCAAUCAUGUACAUUAUGCAUGUUUUUGCUGACAAAGCCUGCUAUACUAUCAUGUUUUAAGUUACCUUGCCUUUUAAAAUGAGGACAAUGAUGCCACAGAUGUCUCGUCAAUUAAAACUCCUGUUUUUUAACUUUUGAAAAAACAAGUAACUCGAGUGGAAGAAAUACAUUAUACAACAACUCGUCUAACUUCUUUGUGAUCUCAUCCUCGUGUCAGGUACAAAACCUUUUUUAGGCAUGCUGAUAUGCCUAGUGGUUCAAAUAGUGACUAAACCCGCUUUGACCUAGAUUUGUAUGGCAUGUUUUGGUGAUUUUAACAUUCCUCUCACACAGCAUAUACAUGUGAUAUAUGCAUGGACUACUACGAAUCUCAAGGUGCCCUUACCGGGUAUUGAGGGCGUGUCAAGUAAGGUCAUUUAAACGCGACACUGUUUAUUUUUAACGAAUAUUAUAUAUCAUUUAAGGUAUCAAAUUUGUUUCAACGUCACGAAAACAUGUAUUUUAAAAGUUCCGGCCGAUUGUUUGUAGGCCGUCUGCAUGUCUGCAAAAAUGUCACAGCAUAACACUGGAGUAAGCCAGUCCUACCAACACAAUACAAAAGAUACGAUUUCUGGUAGUGUCGGUUUCUCUAGAGUACCUAGGAGCAUUCGUUAUGGCUCUCCUGUGUGUUAUUUGAACAGUGGCCUGGUAUUUAUAUCAACAGCACAUGAUGUAUGACCAUCUACCUGGGGAUCAGCCCC
Pecten maximus is the source of this 3700-nucleotide messenger RNA. Its product is annotated as cholesterol 24-hydroxylase-like. NCBI's taxonomy places the organism in Eukaryota, Metazoa, Mollusca, Bivalvia, Pectinida, Pectinidae. Gene Ontology annotation, biological process: cholesterol catabolic process. Bases 309 to 1613 code for a protein of 434 amino acids. The record is from RefSeq and is a predicted model, not a curated record. Gene Ontology annotation, molecular function: iron ion binding; heme binding; cholesterol 24-hydroxylase activity. The transcript is spliced from 13 exons.